AUGAACCGCGCCUCAUCAUCACCAGAUUAUCCAACCCAGCGAUCGUUACACGCAGCGCAGCGCAUUCAUCAAGCAUGUGGCAUGUGGCCAACUGAGUUCUGCAAAGGUUUUGUACCUGAGACUUGGGGUGUUCGACUUAUCGAGAGCCUUUCUACGUUGGUGUCUCUGGUAGUGGCUGCUGAGAACGUGGAGCUCGACCAGGUGCGCCAUAGAUUGAAGGUUUUCGCCACUAGCCAUCCGCGCUCAGAUCGCCCGCGACUUCGUGAGCUAGAUAUAGCAAAGGUGCGAAAGUGGCUACGUGGGAUGGGUAUUGAUACUAAACAAACACGGCGAUGGAAUGGACGUGCGGAUGAUGAGGAUCGGACUGCGGAGAGUGACAGAACCAAGGCAAACUCUGAACCGGUUGAUGAGAUUAUCGCUCUAGGCUUUCAAGAUCUCAGCAAAUACGGAGACAAAAAUGAAGAAGAGACUGGAGAAGAUCCCGACUUGACUGUCGAAGACGAAGAGAGCGUCCCUCGUAAACGAAAUCUUUGGUCGCGAAGCAGAGACAUCGGUGAUAUUCAGGAUGAUGAGCCUAUGGAGGACACCAUAGCGGCCAAUCCUAGGUCUGGGCCUGCUAUAAUCAAUGGACAAUCCAGGGGCAGUCCUGUCGCCUCCAGCUCCGGCUCCAACGCAGCCGAGUCAAGCGCUUGCCCUCGGCGCGACUUUCAACCACCAUCUCGCUUGGCUCAUGAUACCUCCCGGAGCUCUAUUCGCCGUCCAGAGGGACUAGAUGAACAAGCGUCCGCGCCUUCUGCUGCUACAACUCCACGGGCUUUUCAAAGCUCGACGCAGCCACGCGAACCACCAAGCUCCCAAACGACGGCGCCUCUCACCUCUGCUUCUCAGAACGCCCAGGGUGCUCAACGAUCUGGUGUGCAACCGCUCAAGCAAACAGCGUCAUCUGUUCCGGGCCAUCCUCAGACUCCCGUGUCUUUUCCUGCGACAACUCCACAGGGCACUACGCGUCCUCCGCAACAACAAGGCAGCCAGGGAUCAGCAACCGCGGCUCAGAACUCUGUACAGCUUCGCGCACAAUCAUCAGCAUCUCUACCCACCCCCCAGAGCGCGCGACAGCCUGACCAGCAAUCAAGUAGCCAGCCAUCCAUGUCCGGAACGAGUUCUCAAAGCCCCUCGACUCCUCGCGCACAAGCCAGCUCGCAGCCAGCACUGUCUCGUUGUACCGGCACUACUUCUCAGGCCUCCCAGAGCUUUCAGCAGCAACCGAACCACCGACCAUCGGCGUCUAUCAAUACGACUACUCAAGCAUCUCUACACUCCCACCUAGGAGGCAGUCAACCAUCGACACCUCGUCCCAUCGCCCCUGCUAGGGCUAACAAGCGCCCUGCUCCGUCAUCGCCAGUAAACACAUUUACAUCCACCAACAACUUCAUCAACCGCACAGCGGCGAGCAGUUCAGAAUCACUCACAGCCCCUUUAACCAAAAGACAAAAGACUGCUGACAUUCAAUGUCCAAGUUCACAGGUGACUGGAUCAUUGGAUUGGAACGCUCUUCUUGUAAGUAACAUUUGCAAAUCCAGUCAAUCCGAUGUGGUCAUCAUAAACUAA
This is a messenger RNA of Fusarium poae, 1608 nucleotides long. RefSeq lists its product as uncharacterized. The transcript has a single exon. The record is from RefSeq and is a predicted model, not a curated record. Lineage: Eukaryota; Fungi; Ascomycota; Sordariomycetes; Hypocreales; Nectriaceae. The coding region runs from base 1 to 1608 and encodes 535 amino acids.